Molecule: messenger RNA, 1125 nt
Organism: Fonsecaea erecta
Lineage: Eukaryota; Fungi; Ascomycota; Eurotiomycetes; Chaetothyriales; Herpotrichiellaceae
Exons: 1
Coding region: 1-1125 (374 amino acids)
Source: RefSeq, a predicted model, not a curated record
AUGUCCCAGCAGCCCCGUCACGUCCCCACGCACACAUCGUCGCCGUCGAAUCCCACCUCACGGCGGACCACGAGCGGUGGUGGUGUAGGACAGCCGCAGCAGCCGCAGCAGCCCUCGACAACAACAACGACAACGACUCCGACCACCCGCAGCCUCCUGCCCUCGCCGCACUUUGAAGACGACCCGAUCGUCGCCUCCCACCAACAGGCCAAACUCGGCCGCAGACCGAGCCUCACCCUCAACAACCCCGAGUACUCAGAGCACGCCGUGGCCGAGUCGGAACACUACAGCCAUGGCCUCGCGUCUGCUGCUGCCCAUCCCAUGGACGAGUUGCUGCCCAUCCCGUCCUUCCAGCCCUUAUUCACCCUGAUCGAGGACAGCGUCACGAACGAGCACUACCAUCCCACGGUCCACUACAUCUUCGCCGACGACGACGCCGACAUCAUCACCGAGGCUGCGUUGAGGAGCCUCGAGACACUGGAUCCUACCCAACGAGGGGAUCGGGUUGGUGCUGCUCCACAUGGACGACAGGGCCGAACACUCCCACACGCACACACAGACGGCCCUGGCGGUUCUCAGGACGACAGCCUCAACGCACCUCGCCUCCCUCCGUCCACGGUCGACAUGCGCGAGCACUACAUCAUCCUCGACGUGCACCCGCAACCUCGCACGCAGAACCCCCCGGACGACAACACCUCCGCAGGGGUCGGUUCCUCGGGCGGUGGUGCUGGUGGAACAAUCGGGUACAACUACGAGGUCACAGCCGCGCACAGCCUCAGCGCCGAAUGGCAGGUGUUGCGGACGAGCAUCUCGGCCGCGCCGACCAUUGGCGACGGCGUCCCCAGCGAAGAAGGAGAAGGGCUGAUGCUCCGGAUCGAGGGCCGAGGGAACACCCCCAGCGACCUAGCGGCGGCGGGGGGGGCCAGGGAGAAAGAGAAGGCCGUCGCGGCCGCCGGCAGCGGAGACGCCGAGCGGGAAAGAGAGAAGGAACGAGAGAGCAUGGAAGAGAUGAUUGAUCGGUUCCAACGCCGCCUGGACGAUAUCAGGAUGGUCAUCGAGGCCGGUGGCAUCAGUGGUGGGCCAGUCGGCGCGGCGGCGCUGGGCGGCGGCGGCGGCGAGGAGUGA